Messenger RNA from Neurospora hispaniola, 234 nucleotides. RefSeq lists its product as uncharacterized. The record is from RefSeq and is a predicted model, not a curated record. Bases 1 to 234 code for a protein of 77 amino acids. The transcript is spliced from 2 exons. NCBI's taxonomy places the organism in Eukaryota, Fungi, Ascomycota, Sordariomycetes, Sordariales, Sordariaceae.
AUGCCCCGCGAUGCCCAGAACGCCCAGGCCGCCCAAAUCUUGAGGAAUCUUCCCCCGCAUGUGGCGAUGACCACAAACGGCCUUCCGGAUGAACUUUUCGGGCGGAAGGAUGAAUGGGAGGUGUAUGGGAAUGCAUCAUGCAAUGGUGUCAACUUGAGUGCCGAUGAUGGUGCUUGGGGGUAUGUUGUUGCUGAGGCUCUCCUAGUCCCCCAUCUUGCAAGCAAACGACGAUAG